AUGUCGCGACUGCUCAACCGCCGCCGCCCUCCCGUCACAGACUCCUCCCCUGCCAGGGCCGGUCCAUCCGCAUCUCUGCCCCGCUACCAACCACCCUCGUGCCCGCUCAACGACCGUGCCCGCCGCGCGCUGGGCGAGCUGUCGGACAAUCGCGGCACGCUAUCAUACGAAACUCAUCUCAAAGACUCGGCACGCCACCUCGGGCUCAGUGUCGGCGACCUCCACGAACGUCUACGGGCGCAAAUAGACCGACUGCAGUUGCUGCAGGAGCGACGAGAACAAAAGGGCACCAGCAAGACUCCCGAGGAGGAACGCCUGGAAGCACACCUCGUCGAGCUCGAGAGGGACGUAGACGAGCUCACCCACGAAUCCGAGCAAUCCAUACGCGACGUCAUCGACCACCGAGCCGAGAUCGAAGACCAGAGCGCCCUCCUGCGAGACUUGUAUACCGCCGCUGCCACAGCGACAGCCCCCAACACGGCGCAAAGCCGCGCGCACAGAGACACGAGACAUGAACCAACAAGUGACGGAGAGCAGGAUCUCGAACAAAAGCAAGACGCAGAAGCCGUAGCCAGCACCCUCGAGGCAUUUCGCAAAGGCCGAGCCUCAAAGCAAGCCGAGUACCAACAGCUCACGGCCUAUCAACGAUACGGCGUCAACAACGACUACGCCGGCUUCAAAAAGAUCUGGCACGAUGCUGCGUCCGGCCACGAUGGUCCCCCGCUCCCCGAUGCCUCGCGUUGGUUCCGCCCCGACGGACGACCGGUAAUGACCCGCCCGGGGGCAAACACUCGCCGUAGCACCGCCGGCCCAGCCGGCGAUGACGAUGACAUUGCCGUUGCGAGGGAGGUUCUCAGUCUAAACUGUCCCCUUUCACUGCGGCAAAUGGAGGAGCCGUACAGCAAUGUCAAGUGCAAGCAUACGUUUGAUAAGUCAGCCAUAUGGGAUUACUUGUCCACCGCCAGGGGGGAAGUUCAGUGUCCACAGACAGGGUGUUGCCAGAAGUUCUCCAAGGCCAGUUUUCAGCAGGAGUUUUAUCUUGACGAAGCUAUCCUGCGGCGUAUCCAGCGCGUCAUGCACACUCAGCGCUCGCUCAAUGAUAUGGACGUCGAGGAUGACGAAGAUGCUGACCAGGAUGCCUCACUGGUGCUUGGGCAGGAGAGAAGAGUGCCUGGGAGAACACCCAAGACGGAGAGGUUAUAA
Messenger RNA from Metarhizium album ARSEF 1941, 1203 nucleotides. Its product is annotated as Zinc finger, RING/FYVE/PHD-type. The record is from RefSeq and is a predicted model, not a curated record. The transcript is spliced from 2 exons. NCBI's taxonomy places the organism in Eukaryota, Fungi, Ascomycota, Sordariomycetes, Hypocreales, Clavicipitaceae. The coding region runs from base 1 to 1203 and encodes 400 amino acids. Gene Ontology annotation, cellular component: nucleus; Smc5-Smc6 complex. Gene Ontology annotation, biological process: protein sumoylation; double-strand break repair via homologous recombination. Gene Ontology annotation, molecular function: SUMO ligase activity; zinc ion binding.